GUCUGAUUGGGCGAGAGAGUAGAGAUCAGGAGAGAACGAAAGAGAAUUCUGCAUAUCACAGGAGACAGCUGAGGGGGAAGGACAGACACCAGAUGCUAAGCAAUUUUGAAGUGUGAGAGCAGUUUGUGACAUACAUCAUCAGAAUGGGGGCCAAACAGGGAAGGCUUGCAGACUAUCCCCAGCAACCAACACCCAAGUUGAAAAGGGCUCGACCGUCCAGUAUGAAAAGUGGAGUGACCCGAAAGCUAUCGUUUGUUUUCAAGAAAACCAACACUCGUGAGCUGACCGUUCAGAGAAUCAACAGAACCAUUCGACCUUGCGCUGACGGGUGUGAAGGUCAAAGUCUGAUGUCCGCCAUUGACCGCUGCCAUCGGUCAUGCGUCAUGAAGUUACUCUCGGCGGGGGAAGAUCCAUACGACGAAAACGAAAACGGAGAAAUGGCUUUUCAUCGUUCUGUGAGAAACCCAGACAUUCUUGAAAUGUUCUUAGAGUUUGGUUGUGACGUUGGAGUAAGAACAAGCAGACCAGAGCUGGUAUGUCGGGAUCAUACAAAUGUCUGUCGACCAGCAGGCAGAACGGCCCUACAUUUUGCCGCGGAAGCUGGUCAGAUUGAGAGCGUUAAGCUUCUUUUGGAAUAUGGCGCUGACCCUGACCCAGCCGACCACCUUCACCUUACGCCUUUGGUUAUAGCGUUGGCUAAACAACAAAUAGACUGUGCCAAAUUCCUGCUCAAAGCGAAUCUAUAUUACAACGAAGACGGCCAAAAAUGGCUUCUCAAGACGUUGAUGACAGCCACGUACUUGGGCGAUGUCGAACUGAUGAAGUUGCUCAUUGACGCUGGGGCUCACCCGUUUGGUGCAGAUAUCUACGACGGCUUCACACCGCUCAUGAUGGCCGCCAAAUCCGGUCAGCUGCCGGCGAUACGCCUGCUGCUGGAAUGUGGUGUGGACCCGAACUGCCGUGACAAACUUCGGCGGUGGAAGGCGUCAGACUACGCCCAUGCUAACGGACACGACGACCUGGUCAUCAUCCUGAAGGAAUACGAGGAGUCCCCAUCCAAGGUCAGAGCGAGGAACCCGUCCGCACGACCUCGACACGACCGCGUCAUCAAGGCGGACGUAGAACCCUUCAGUGAUAUCCCGGAUAACGCCUCGAAUGGGUCAUGUGACGUGGAGGUCUCACAUAGCACUCACGUGUGAUUAUGAUAUAAGUAUUUCCUGAAAAUGGUUCCAAUGAAGCUGGGUUUCGAUUCUUACUACAUCAGAAACUGUACAUGUAUAUACAUAUUUAAAAGCACGCGGCGCUGACAUACAUAGAAUUCGGUGCCUCCGCUAAAUCUGAACUAUUAUGGCUAGGCCGGUAGUAAUUGUAAAUUAUAUAAAACGUAAUAUCCAUUUUACCAAAUACACAUAUCUAGCAAAAAAAGUGCUAUAUUAUAGAAUACAUAUUAUGUACAUAGUAAUUUAAUACCGAGGUUAUCCGGAGGACGUGUCUUAGAAAGAACUGUCUGCAUGAAGUGCAAGAGUUGCAAGUCCUAUGUAAGCAGUUUUUAGCGAAAGUCAAGGUAAUGAUUA
Molecule: messenger RNA, 1574 nt
Organism: Liolophura sinensis
Lineage: Eukaryota; Metazoa; Mollusca; Polyplacophora; Chitonida; Chitonidae
Exons: 3
Coding region: 144-1199 (351 amino acids)
Molecular function (GO): protein binding
Source: RefSeq, a predicted model, not a curated record